AGGCGGAAGUAAGACAAUCAACAACCGAACACGGAACUGCGGUGGACGGUUUUGUUAGUGUCUAGAAGGACUUUUUGGAUUUCCCAUAAUAUAGAACAAAAUGUCGGUAUUCGGCAAAUUGUUUGGCGGUGGGGGGAAAGGCGGCAAAGGACCAAGCCCACAAGAAGCGAUCCAGAAACUCCGCGAGACAGAGGAGAUGUUAAUGAAGAAACAAGAGUACUUGGAGCAAAAGAUUGAAGCGGAACUAGUAACAGCAAAGAAAAACGGCACUAAAAACAAACGAGCUGCUUUACAGGCCCUGAAAAGAAAGAAGCGAUAUGAGAAGCAACUUGCUCAGAUAGACGGUACUCUCUCCACCAUUGAGUUCCAGCGAGAAGCAUUAGAAAAUGCUAAUACAAACACAGAAGUGCUGAAAAACAUGGGCUUUGCAGCCAAGGCCAUCAAGACAGCCCAUGAAAAUAUGGAUAUAGACAAAGUGGAUGACCUCAUGCAAGACAUCACAGAACAGCAGGAGCUGGCACAGGAGAUUUCUGAUGCUAUUUCAAGGCCUGUCGGUUUUGGAGAAGAGUUUGAUGAGGAUGAGCUUAUAGCUGAAUUGGAGGAGUUGGAACAGGAGGAGAUGGAUAAUAAAAUGCUGGAAAUCAGUGGCACAGAGGAUAUCCCUCUGCCCAGUGUGCCUUCAAACAUAUUACCCAAAAAAACAGCCCAAAAAAAGAGAGAAGAGGACGAGGAUGAAAUGGAAGAUCUUAAGGCAUGGGCCAUGUAAACUUGCCCCAAUUCGACACUCUCAUUGCUCAUCAUGGUUGGCUUGUAUGGGCAAACCUGAGCACCUACAGAGGGAUAACACUACAAAACAACAAUUUUCUGAGUUUCCAUAGCUCUGGCAGUAUGGCUAAAAUGAGUCCAGAAAAACAAGAGUCGCAAAUGACAAUGGAUAUGAAGCAGGUUUUCAAAGUAAAUUGGAAAAUAAAAUCUGAUGACAUAAUGACAUGUGAGAAGACCCUUAAAUAUUUGGCCAUGAUUAUUUAGUUAAAGGAUUGAUGUCUCUAAUUUUCCCUCAUAUAAUAAGAAAGUUAAUUUGAAUUGUCUACUAUUCAGAAACUGGUAGUUUUGUUUUGUCAUAAGCAUAUUUGCUGAUACACAACUGAGAUUCACAUCAUUUACAUGCUCUUUUUCAACUGAGUGACCUUUCUCAUCUACUACAUUAAAUAGAUUUGGUACUUAUUGUUUCAUUGUGAGUUCAAUCUUUGAACUCAAUGUUUUCUGUUAAUUUAAUGUUAUUCAGCGCUUCCAAUUGCAUACACUUUUCCUUUUUUACUGUUUUUUUGACAUUGACAUUAUGGUUUAGUAAAAAAAAAAAACGUAAAAAAACUGACAACUUAUGUUUGCUAUUACUCCAUGGAAGCAAAAAAAAAAAAAACGCCCAUCAUAUAUUGUUUGGUGCUUGUUUCAAAUAUUUGCUGAAAAUGACCUAUUAAAUAAUGCUCCUUUCUGGCCAAAUACAUUAAUGUGCUGAGGGUUUUAUCUGACAGUAGAUAUUGUAAUUAUUGAAAUAUACAAAAUAAACUAUUUUACAUAUUUUUCCUUGUUUGGAAGCAUAUACUUUUUUUGACACUGUAUCUAUGCAGGUUGAGAUAUAAAUAGGAUAUGUGUACAUUUGUAUGUUUUAGAAUGUUCAGAUGGCUAUUAUUUGAGAGAUCAUUAAACUUUUGGAUUCCUAUGA
Xyrauchen texanus (razorback sucker) is the source of this 1723-nucleotide messenger RNA. RefSeq names its product charged multivesicular body protein 4Bb (gene chmp4bb). Lineage: Eukaryota; Metazoa; Chordata; Actinopteri; Cypriniformes; Catostomidae. The coding region runs from base 101 to 766 and encodes 221 amino acids. Gene Ontology annotation, cellular component: cytoplasmic side of plasma membrane; ESCRT III complex; multivesicular body. The transcript has 5 exons. The record is from RefSeq and is a predicted model, not a curated record. Gene Ontology annotation, biological process: vesicle budding from membrane; late endosome to vacuole transport via multivesicular body sorting pathway.